AUGCAUCAUCGGGACCCAGUCCAAGGUCUCAAACCCCCACAACCACCAAAUACCAGGAAUGAACACUCACCGCGUCAGAGAACUGCACUUUUGUUGGCCAUCGUCAUCGUCAAUAGCACCCCGCUUGGAACGUCUGUUCUUGAUCGUCUGGGACAGAUCAUUCAGGACAGGGAGCAGGAGCAGCAAAGAUGCACAGACGCCACCAAAUCACAACAGGCUACAACAUUCCUGCAGCAGGACAAGGACGAGGAGGGGGUGGACAAGGAUGGCGGUGGUGGUGGUCAUCGGGACGACUUUUCGCCAGACCGGACACGGUCACCGUCGCCCCGACUUGCAGAGAAACGACAGCAACAGCAACAACAGACUCAGCAGUUGGGCUUUGGUGGCAGUACUGCGGGUGGUCGAGAUCAGGCGUGGAAACUACGUGAGAAGCUGCUUGAGAUGGGUAAGAAGUCGUAG
Linnemannia hyalina is the source of this 459-nucleotide messenger RNA. Lineage: Eukaryota; Fungi; Mortierellomycota; Mortierellomycetes; Mortierellales; Mortierellaceae. The record is from the annotation of a GenBank genome assembly.